AUGGCCGAGAUUUACCUUUUCUACACGCGUACCAACUCCUCACUUUGUCGGUACGACUUUGACUUUACCAACGCGGCGGCUAUACGCUCCAAUCCAGUCUACCAGCCGUACAUUGAGGAGAAGGACCGCUACAGUUUUGACCGGUAUCGGGAGCCGUUCAGAGAUCCGAAUGCCCUCUCCACCAUCAACGAGACUGGCCUCUGUCCGGUGCUGCCAGUCGUGCCCACUGCAAUGGCAAUGGGUUGUGUCAUUGGCUGGAGUGGCACGGCAAUUGACAGCAUGAAGAAGACGGACAGUACGCCACAGAUUCGCCUGAUAAACAACGGCACCGAGGUGCACCCUGAUGAUGAGGAGUACGAAACCUGGAUGAGCAGCUGCAUUACACUGGCCGCUCUGGCGGGCAGCUUCCUCAGCGGCUUCAUCAUCAAGUUCCUCGGCAGUCGAAAGACGCUCAUCGGCCUGGGCGUGCCGCUCAUUGCCGGCUGGGCAGUCAUCUGUUUUGCCAAAAACUUUACAAUCAUCAUCGUGGGGCGUGCCAUCACCGGCCUUGUCUCUGGGGUGAUCUGCAGCACCGCUCCCGGUUAUGUGAGCGACCUGGUGACGCCGAAGACGAGAGGUUUCCUCAGCACCGGUUUCCAGAUCAUGAUUUGCGUCGGUCAGCUGUACCUGAUCUGUUUUGGCACCUUCCUCGAGUGGAACACCCUCGCCUACGUGUCCAUCGUGCCGGCGAUCGUCUGCUCGCUGGGCAUGGUCUUCUCGCCGGAGUCGCCCGUCAGACUUGUGGAGCUAGGACGGCACAGCGAGGCGCUCGAGGUGCUCGAGGUGAUUCGCGCCAAGGAGAGCGACAUGAGCGGCGAGCUGAAGGAGCUGCAGGAGCGAGUGCAGGCGAACCAGGCGCAGUCGGGCGGCGGUCUGAGCAUCGUCCGUCGUGCUGAUAUCUACAAACCGGCCAUCAUCGCCGUCAUGUUGAUGGUCUUCCAGCAGUUCAGCGGCGUGAACGCCGUCAUGUUCUACCUGAAGAGCAUCUUCACAGAGGGCGGCAGCAGCCUCGACCCGAACAUCGCCGCCAUCAUGGUGGACGCCGCUCUGGUGGGCGCCACCAUCGUCAGCGCCCUGGUCAUGAACAAGUUUGGCCGCAAGACGCUCCUGCUCACCAGCAGUGCAGGCCACGUGGUCAGCCUGGCGAUGAUGGGCCUCUACUACAAGGUCAUCUUCCCCGCCCACGGCUGGAUUCCGGUUACCGCACUGAUGGUCUUCGUCAUCUUCUUCAGCUUUGGCUGGGGCCCGCUCGCCUGGGUUCUCUGCUACGAUUGUACGCCCCCGGAGGGUGUGCCUUUUGUCAGCUCAAUUGGCAGUGCCAGCAAUUGGCUGUGCGCCUUCAUCAUCACCAAGGAGUUUGAGUGGCUGAUCAAGACGCUGACCAAGCCGGGCGCCUACUGGUUCUUCACCGGUUUCAGCGUAGUGUCCAUCUUCUACACCAUCUUCCUUGUGCCGGAGACGAAGGAUCGUUCGCUGGAAGAUCUGCAAAGACACUUUCUAGGAAAGAAGAAUUAG
Molecule: messenger RNA, 1554 nt
Organism: Rhagoletis zephyria (snowberry fruit fly)
Lineage: Eukaryota; Metazoa; Arthropoda; Insecta; Diptera; Tephritidae
Source: RefSeq, a predicted model, not a curated record